GUGGCUGGGGCUUGGAGGGAGGAGUCACCAGGCUCCUGCCACAGUCCCUGGAAAGGACGGCUGCACCCCAAAAGCGAGGACAUGCUGGGACCCUGAAGGCCGAGGAGAAACAGACUAAGCAAGACCUGCGGUGGCCCCAUCCUCCCCGCACCCGCAGCGGGGGUUCUGAGCAGCUUUCGUCCCUACCCGUGGCAGCAGCGAUGCCUGGCGGAGUUUGGGCGCUGGCGCUGGCGCUGAUGCUCCUGCACCCCGGGAAUGGUCGGCGAGCUUAGGAAUGCUCUCCCGGGGGACACCGGUUACUACAGAGCCCUCACAGAAGUGUCCAUUUUGACUCAUCGCUCCUCCAGCAGUCAGCCCCUCAAGACCUGAUAUGUGACCAUUCUCUUGCUGCUGGAUGGUAUCGAUUUGUCAUCUUUGACAGACCUGCUGAGAUGCCAACCAAAUGUGUCGAGAUGAACCACUGUGGAACACAGGCGCCUAUCUGGCUGUCUCUGGGAGACUCAGAAACAAUGCCUGCACCGGGGGAGCUCAAGCACCUCACUGCUUGUGCCACGUGGCAGUUUUUGCUGAGCGCUACUGAAGACUGCUGCCUUUUCCAAAUCCCAGUGUCUGUAAGAAACUGUGGACAAUUUUUUGUGUACUUACUACGACCCACACAGGGGUGUAUGGGAUAUUGUGCAGAAGCUAUUUCUGAUGCAAAAUUAAACCCAUGCGGCCCUGACGAAAUCGAAAUUGAAGGUGACUGUGUUCGUCAGCUGUCUGCCUCAUUGCCACCACCACCUCCAGGAAGACCCCAGAUUGUGACAGAGCUGAUUGAGUCCAGGGUUUUCUGUCGGUGUGCUUUUGAUGUUUCUCCUAUGAACAACUCCGUGGGAUUUAUUAUAGCUUGGUCUAGGCUUUCUUCUCAAGAUGUCAGAGAGGAACUGAAGCAAGAGACCACAGUUCAGGCAUUCUCUCUUUUAGAACUGGACGGCAUAAACCUCAGACUUGGCGAUAGGAUAUUCUGUACGGCUUCUAUCUUUUUCUUGGAGAAACCACAAAUAAAAAGUUUAGCUACCGAAAGUCAAGAAUUUUUUGCAGGCAUUAAGUUACAACCUGAAUUGAGCACUAUAUCAGAAGAUGGAAAAGAAUACCAGUUGAGGAUAGAGAGCACAAUUCCUGUCGUUUGUCCUGAAUUCAGUGAGCUUGAUCAGGAAUGUAAAAUCUCAUUAAAACUGAAAACUGUUGAUCAAGGUAAAGACCUGCUAGGUUUAAAUUUGGCACUGUCUUCCUGUCGCGUGGACCUUCGCCAGAUGUCGUCCUGUGCUAAUGGAACCUGUAGCCAUGCUCUUGUUUACUACACUGCUGUGACUGAUUUUUCCCACGAUGGAAAUAGAGUUACAGACAUUAUAGUGGAACCUAUAGUUAACGAGGAUUUCCUGUGGAACAGCUACACUCCAGACAGCAUUCAGGUCAGAGUAAAGGAUGUCCCAACUGCUUACUGCUAUUCAUUUACUGACCCACAUAUAAUUACAUUUGAUGGCAGGGUAUAUGAUAAUUUCAAGACUGGAACGUUUGUGCUUUAUAAGAGUAUGUCACGUGAUUUUGAAGUCCACGUACGUCAAUGGGACUGUGGAAGCCUUCACUAUACCGUGUCAUGUAAUUGCGGAUUUGUUGCCAAAGAAGAAGGUGAUGUAGUUACUUUCGAUAUGUGCGGUGGUCAGCUACAUGAAUCGCAGCCAUAUUUAUUUCUAAAGAGCCAACAUGAAACCAGCAAUAUCAAGAUAAGUGAAUCUUAUUUAGGAAGAAAAGUCACAAUCUGGUUUUCUUCUGGAGCAUUUAUCCGUGCUGAUCUUAGUGAAUGGGGCCUGAGUCUAACAAUCAGAGCCCCUAGUGUAGAUUACAAAAACACUUUGGGACUUUGUGGCACCUUUGAUGAAAACCCUGAAAAUGAUUUCCAUGACAAAAAUGGGAUCAAAAUUGAUCAAACUUUUAAUAAUUGUUUUGCUUUUAUUAACGAAUGGAGGAUUUUGCCAGGAAAAAGCAUGUUCGACACAAUGCCAUUAUCUCUGCCAUCGCCUGGAAAACUAUCCUAUUGUAGCUGCUCCUUGGACACCACUUCACCCUACCCGUCUUCUAAUCAUCUGGUCCGUGUUUCUCAAGCAGACAUUGCUUCCUGCAAAGUCCUCACAGGUGUCAAAUUCUCUUCCUUGAUACCAGAAGUGGAUGUCACUUCUAAAUAUAUUAAUCCAGAAGCUCUUGUCAGAGAGAUCAACAAGCAUACCUCUCGAGAAGAAAAUAAUUCAAAUUUCUUUCAAGACAAAAAGCACGUGAAUCUACCCAAACUGGAUUUAAAUUUACAAAAAUAUCCUAAGAAUGAGAAACAAGAUGUUCCAAAAACUUUGGACAAUGGGAUACACACACGGGACCAGGAUAGACACAGUCAAGAAAAAUGGUGGCAUCGACAAAACAGAUGGAAACGGCAAAACAUUUAUGAGUUUCUUCCUUUGCUUGCUUUCCAAAGUCUCAGCCAGAAGGAUGUAAAAGAGCUUAUUUAUUUUUUCCCUGAGGACCAUACUGAGGAUGUCCAGCAAGAGUUUGUCCCCACGUGGCCUACACCCUCUGGCCUCACGGAACACAGCACGUUGGAACUGUGUCAGCGGACUCUAGCCAACUCCAGCAUAGGAAGGCGCUGUCUCGCCUUUCUUGGCAAGAGACUAGACAGUGUUAUAGAUAUGUGCAUUAAGGAUGUUCUCCUAAAAGAUGAUCUUAGCUGGGCAGGAGCAGGGGUGGCCCUUUUAGAAAAUGAAUGUGAAAGGAGAAUUUUGGAAGAAGGUAAAUAUAACACAGAAGAAUAUGGCAAAUCAAUUGAAGACAUUCUCUUAAUAUUAAAAUGCCCCAAUUUGUGCAGUGGCAAUGGGCAGUGUAUGCAAUGGGGAUGCAUGUGUUCCCCAGGCUUUGGUUCCUAUGACUGCAGUGACUCACGUGGUAAGGAUUUGAGAAUUGCUGUGCCUGAAGACACUGCAAAAAUCAACCCUAAAUCAACAGUAGAAAAUAUAAAUUCUCAGUCGCCAUCAACAGAGCAUUUAUUAACUGGGGCAAGUUUUACCCACAGUCCGGUUACUACCAAAACCAGCAACAUCUCGUACUUCUCAUUAAAAUCAGUUACAACUCGAAUGAAUAAUUCAAAGGCAAUUUCUCAUCAGAUAUCAGGUUUUAAACAUGCAGCUCAUACUCUGAGUACAAAUCUCAGUCUGGGGGAGCUAGAAGUUCCUAUGGACAAUCGUAGUUCUAUACGCAUUAACACCAACCGCUCCCAUGAUGAAGUAAAGGACAUUAGCCAGGGCACCGUCCAAACAGAGACAGGAGGAUAUAAUUAUCAAGUUAUCACGUCUGUCCAAGGUUACACACAGCACACGGAUGGGUUUGCAGCAUCAGUUAGUAGAGCCAUCACUAUUUUGCCAGAAAAGCCUGAGUCAACCAAAAUACCAACUUGUGCAGAAUCGCCUUGCUUUCUGGGUGUUUCCUGUGUACCAACCACUGAUGGUCACUUCCGAUGUGGACGCUGCCCCCUUGGAUAUUAUGGAGAUGGUAUCAAUUGUAAAGCCAUUUGUAGACACCCAUGUGGAAAAGGGAGGGAGUGUGUUGCCCCAAACAUAUGCAAAUGUAAACCUGGUUACACUGGUUCUAACUGCCAAACUGCUAUAUGUCUUCCUGAUUGCAAAAACCAUGGAAAAUGUAUUAGACCUAACAUUUGUGAAUGUACCCCAGGACAUGGUGGAGCAACUUGUGAAGAAGAAUAUUGUAGCCCACCUUGUCAACAUGGUGGCACCUGCUUGGCUGGAAACCUCUGUACUUGUCCUUAUGGUUUUGUGGGACCAAGGUGCAAAACAAUGGUUUGUAACAAGCACUGUGAAAAUGGAGGUGAAUGCCUUACACCAGAUGUUUGCCAGUGCAAGCCUGGCUGGUAUGGCCCCACCUGCAGUACAGCUUUGUGUGACCCUGUUUGCCUCAACGGUGGUUCCUGUAAUAAGCCGAACACUUGCCGCUGUCCAAAUGGAUUCUUUGGCGCACAGUGUCAGAAUGCUAUCUGUCACCCUCGCUGUAAGAAUGGUGGCCACUGUGUGAGAAAUAAUGUGUGCACCUGUCGUGAAGGAUACACUGGUAGGAGAUGCCAAAAAAGUCUCUGUGAUCCCAUAUGCAUGAAUGGAGGAAAAUGUGUGGGACCAAACGUUUGCUCUUGUCCUUCUGGUUGGAGAGGGAAACACUGCAACACACCUAUCUGCGUUCAGAAAUGUAAAAAUGGUGGUGAAUGUAUUGCUCCCAGUAUGUGCCGUUGUCCUGCCACCUGGGAAGGAAUGCAGUGUCAAAUACGUAAGCCUACAGCAUUCAUUUUCUACGAUAGAUUCUGACUCUCAAUCUGUUAUAUUGAUUAGCCAGAGAGCAGGGAAGAACCAAACAGCCAUCUUGGGUUUCCCAUAGCCCCUACUAUUUGUUUAAUUUAAAACCAUUGUUUAUCCAUACAAUAUACCCUAGAAGUUUUCAUCACUAAUUUUAUGAUGCUUCCCAUGCAAUUUCAAAUAUUUUGAGGUAUUCCAGGGGUCCUUCUGAAAUACCACCAAGUUAUUCCUACAUAUAUUGAGAUUUUUAAACCCUUAAACU
Myotis daubentonii (Daubenton's bat) is the source of this 4641-nucleotide messenger RNA. It is a transcript of the gene VWDE, whose product is annotated as von Willebrand factor D and EGF domains. Lineage: Eukaryota; Metazoa; Chordata; Mammalia; Chiroptera; Vespertilionidae. The record is from RefSeq and is a predicted model, not a curated record. Gene Ontology annotation, cellular component: cell surface; extracellular region. Gene Ontology annotation, biological process: anatomical structure development. Gene Ontology annotation, molecular function: signaling receptor binding.